This is a messenger RNA of Diceros bicornis minor, 6089 nucleotides long. It is a transcript of the gene CBX6, whose product is annotated as chromobox 6. The record is from RefSeq and is a predicted model, not a curated record. The coding region runs from base 76 to 1320 and encodes 414 amino acids. Lineage: Eukaryota; Metazoa; Chordata; Mammalia; Perissodactyla; Rhinocerotidae. The transcript is spliced from 5 exons.
CGGCGCGUGCGCGAGCGGUGCAGCACCGGCCGCGGGAGCAGGGAGUAUUAUGGGCUGUGGGUGCCGCUGAGCAAGAUGGAGCUGUCUGCAGUGGGCGAGCGGGUCUUCGCGGCCGAAUCCAUCAUCAAACGGCGGAUCCGAAAGGGACGCAUCGAGUACCUGGUGAAAUGGAAGGGGUGGGCCAUCAAGUACAGCACUUGGGAGCCCGAGGAGAACAUCCUGGACUCGCGGCUCAUUGCAGCCUUCGAGCAGAAGGAGAGGGAGCGUGAGCUGUAUGGGCCCAAGAAGAGGGGACCCAAACCUAAAACUUUCCUUCUGAAGGCGCGGGCCCAGGCCGAGGCCCUCCGCAUCAGCGAUGUGCACUUCUCGGUCAAACCGAGCGCCAGCGCCUCCUCGCCCAAGCUGCACUCCAGCGCGGCCGUGCACCGGCUCAAGAAGGACAUCCGCCGCUGCCACCGCAUGUCCCGCCGCCCCCUGCCCCGCCCAGACCCCCAGGGGGGCAGCCCCGGCCUGCGCCCCCCCAUCUCGCCCUUUUCGGAGACGGUGCGCAUCAUCAACCGUAAGGUGAAGCCCCGGGAGCCCAAGCGGAACCGCAUCAUCUUGAACCUGAAGGUGAUCGACAAGGGCACGGGCGGAGGGGGCGCCGGGCAGGGGACUGGGGCCCUCGCCCGCCCCAAAGUCCCCUCGCGGAACCGCGUCAUCGGCAAGAGCAAGAAGUUCAGCGAGAGCAUCCUGCGCACGCAGAUCCGCCACAUGAAGCUCGGCGCCUUCGCGCUGUACAACAAGCCGCUGCCCGGCCCUCCGCCGCCCCCGCCGGCCGGCAAGACCGACGCCGCCGCCGCCCCCAGCCCGGGGCUGCUCCUGGCGCCCCCCGCUGCCCCCUAUGACGGCCGCAGCUCCAGCUCCUCCGGCUGCCCUUCGCCGGCACCGCAGUCCUCCGACCCCGACGACGCGCCCCCCAAGCUGCUCCCCGAGACCAUGAGCCCGUCUGCCCCCGCCUGGCUCGAGCCCGAGGUGCUCGACCUGUCCGUACCCCCGGAGGCGGCAGCCACCAGCAAGCGGGCGCCUCCCGACGGCGCUGCUGCUGCCGCCCAGGCGCUUCCCGCGGCCCCCGAGCCUGUCGGCGCCUCCUCGGAGCCUGAGGCUGGGGACUGGCGCCCUGAGAUGUCACCCUGCUCCAACGUGGUCGUCACCGAUGUCACCAGCAACCUCCUGACGGUCACUAUCAAGGAAUUCUGCAACCCUGAGGAUUUCGAGAAGGUGGCUGCUGGGGUAGCAGGCGCCGCAGGGGCGGGUGGCAGCAGUGGGGUGAGCAAGUGAGGGGGCUCUACCAAGGAGGGGGGCUUGGGGGGGCCCUCCUGCCCAAAGGCAUACUCUUGCUUCCGCCCCCGCCCUCAGACACCUCUGCCUGUGCUUUGCUCGUCUCAAAUGGCUCGGUGUUGCCCCGGGGAUGGGGCUGGGCAGUUGGAGCCCCCUGCAGCCCAGUGGGAGGGGCAGUCCUGGACCGGUUUAGAGCUGGGGGAGGGGGCGAGGGCACUGGAAAGUCCUCCUUCGUGUCUCUUGGCACCCCCCCUGCCCAUGCACCGUGGGACCCGCCGGGUGGCUCCUGCGGGGUUCAGCUGCACCCUCCACAUCCCAGCCUGUCUCUCCCCAGCUUGCUUCGAGCUCGCGCACACAGCAUCUGACUUCUCGGUGCUAACCUGGCAGCUGCGGGGGGGCCCCUUCGGAGACCCCUUCCAUGCGUGGGCACCGUCCCUUUCCUUCUUCCAGAUGCCGGGGCAGGGAUGGCAAAGCCAGGACAGAGGUUGUGGUGAGGCGGGCCUUGGCCCGCUCCUUCCACAUCAGUGAAGGUGGCAGGAGCGGGGCCAGAGACAGGGUUCUUCCCGUCCUCUUUUGGACGAGAGCCAAGCAGGCCCCCUAGGCCCCACCCCACCCCAUCUCUCUCCUAAUCCCGGUCUCAAAGAUGGGAAGAGCUGGCAAGGACCUCACCCUGCCACAGCCUCCCAGCUUCUAAAGGCCCCUUCAGUUCUCAACCAAAGGUGCUACAAGAACCUGCUGUGGGAACUUCCGACUGCGCGUGCGUCUGCCCCCCGUUGGCGUGUUUGUACGUGUAUCUGUGUGUGCAUUGGGCACUGGGCCCAGGCUUUCCAGGUAGCACCCUUUAGGGUUCCUCAGAAUAGGGUCGUUGAAAGCCUGGACCUUCUCUUGCCAUCCCCUGGGCCUGGAAGCUGGCCCAGGUCUGAUAAGUUUGCUGUGGAGGCCGCCAGACCCAUCCUCCCGGCCCUGGGUGUGCUAGGGGCGCAUGCCCCCAUGCCCUUCUCCUUUGGGGUGGUCAGCCCGACCAGUAGGGCCUUCGCCGCAGACAUGGCAUGGCGGGGACUGAGGUAGAGAAGGGAGACCCCCACGCUGAGCUUCCCCUUCUUCCUGGGCGUUUGGGAGGAGGGAGGAAGCCUGGAAACUGUUCUCGAGGGUCUCCAGCAUCUCCUGCCCCCUCUCUUUUGCUUCCGACUGCUGAGGCUUUCUCACAGCCCAGCCUGCUCGAAGCGGUGGGAGGCCUCUGGUGCCCUGGGCAGCUUCUUUCCCUCUGCUGCCAGGGAGUCGAGGCGGCCAUGCCAGCGGCGGAGACCAAAGGCCUCGUUUUAGGCCGGGCACUGGGAGGGUAGGCAGCUCAAAGGGGGCGACCAAGGAGGGGGCCUGUGUUGUUCAGGAGAGCGAGGGUAUUCGGGACCAGGGGUUUGGUGUGCUGUGGGAGGCAACCCCGCUGGCCAGCCCUGGCCGCUGCCCAGUCUCAGUUUGGCAUGAGUGGCGUGUCCCUCAGCGUCACUUGAGGUAGCUUCCUGGUGUGUGCAGCGACAGGUGUCUCGGCUCAGAGCAUCGUGGCAAAAGGUAGGAGGAGGCAGAAAGCAAAUCCAAUUGGGCAACAAACACCUCUGCCCUAAGUAUGGGAGGACCCUUUCUUCCGAAUCUCCCUGCCAGGGGCUGCAGCAUGUCCCCUGUCCCUCCCCACCCCAGGAUGUAGAACAAGGGCCCUCGCAGGGUUUGGGGGGCUGGCACUCCUGGACCCCUCCCCACCCCGCCCUUUGUAUUGGCUCUGUGGCCGUCUAAGUGCCAAUUGGCUUCCCCCCAGAUAAGGGCUGGUACUUCUCCUCUUCCCUAGAGGUGAUUUCGCCCCCGACCCCUCACCCCAGGUGAGCGACCACCUGGGUGCCAGUUACAGGUGUUUCCAGAGACCAUAGAAAUGUGUUUUCCUGAGAGUCCGUGUCAUUUGUGACUUUUUUUGUAAAGAAGUUGUGUUUUCAGAGGUGAUUUUAUGACAGGAAAGUGAAAGAAUUAGUUUUGCAAAAAAAAAAAAAAAAGAGGAAAAAAAAAGUAAUAGAAAAAAAUAUUGUGGGAUUCCUGUGGGGUUGGGGGAGGGGGGGAGAAAGAGAUAUUUAAAGAAAAACUAGUAACGCAGUGAUUGCACAGGUGAGGUGGCAAUGUUAGAAAUGGAGAUGGAGACCCACGCCUGGCCGGCAGGUCCCCGGGGUCACGGCCAACUGCCCUUCCUUGGCCCGAGGAGGGUAAGCCCGCCCUCCUGUCCUGGGCCCAGGCUCCACACCUGUCCUCGCUCAAAGGGAAGGAUGACAGCUGGUCCCAAGGAAACCAGCCAGAAGCUGCAGGGGCCAGGCAGAUGGAGCUGAGAUUUGAGGAGGUGGUGGGGGGUCAGCAGGGGUGGCACUGUCGUUGGGACCCAUCGUUGGUGACUUUCUGCAGGAAGACUGGUGAGUAAGUACGAUUGGGUUUCUUGCUCUCUUCCUUUCCUUUGCCAGCUCGUUGGGCCCUCUGGUCCCCACCACCGCCACCCCAUGGGGGGCAUCUCCGUCCCCGUCACCCCCAAAGACCAUGACACUGCUGAGCCUCCCUGGCCAGGUAGGGGAUGCAGGCUUCAGGAAGGCAGGAGCUAUGGACCCUGGGAGAAUCUUAGGUGGUGACCCUAAGGGAUUGAGGGUAACUGUGGGGAGAAGGGAAUGCCUGCCCUUCUCUUUCCAGGGGCGAGUUGCUGUCCCUGACCCCCCAGUCACGCAGCCCCGCCCUGCCUGGGCACGUGCAGAGGCACACCGGUGCAGUGCACUGGGCAGGCAGCUCGCCUAGGGGCCUGAGGGCAUGGGAUCAGGAGCAAGCAGAGCCCUCCUUACCUCUCUCCCAGGGUGGCUCUGGUGGGGGCCCACAAGCCUCCCACAGGCCCUUCCUCUCCCCUUGCUGCUUCUCCGUUUGCCUAGUUACCAAGCAGAAGUUGUAGUCUGGUUUGCUUUAUUUUUAUAUGUGAAAUACCCGCAAAGUCUGAUCUCCCAUGUUCAAUAUUGUUUGGGGCAUCGGUCAUCUCCCCUUCAUGCCACCUCCUCCCCACCCUCAUGUCAUAGGAAACCGGUGAGGUCUAGUUUGAGAUGGGAAGUUGGGACCCAUCCCCAUCUCAUUCCCCUGUCUGACCCUCAGUUUGUCCUUCUGUGAAAUGGGUGCAUUGGGUGGUGAGGACUCUUCGUAAAGCACUGCUGGCGUCCAGGCAGCUGCUGAGGAUUGGGUGGUGGUCGAGGUCGCUGGUUCAGGGGCCUCCAGCCUCCCACAGCCCCCCUUCAUUCUCACCCUGCCAAAGGGUCAGGGUCGAAAUGAGCUCCAUCCUUCCUCUGCUCUGGAAAGGUGAUGAUCAAGUCCCCAACCUCAGUGUGAGGUGGGCAGAGUGGGAGGGAGCACCCCAUUUAGAAGACAAGGAAAUGGGGGCUCUGAGAGGCAAAGCUGCUUUGCUGGGGUGAGGAGCCCAGCUGCUCUGGCCUUUGGGGAAAAGAAACCCUUUAAAAGGUGGGGCCCGAGCCCUAGAGCCACCGCAAAGCUGGCAGGCUAUCCCGGAGCCAGGCAGUCCUGGGGGAGGGGUCAGCCCAGAGGAGGGGGGUCUGGGCUGUCACCAGCCUUUGCAGCCUCUGUGGGGACCGCCUUUCCCACCUCGUUGGGUUUUGUUGUGGUUUUUUUUGCACUUGGCCGGCGCCUGACAGUGGAGCCCGGCCUGGUCAGUUCCCCUUCUGGGCUCCCACGCACUAGCCCAAGGCAGCCUCCUGGGGGCUUGUAUGGUUUAAGGAAUCACUUUUAAAAAGAAAAAAAAAGGAAAGUGUUUAAAGGUUUUUGUUUUUUUUUUUUCCUAUCUGCAUCUCCUCUCAGAUUCAGAAAGCCCAGAAUUAGGGGCUAAAACUCCAGGAGAGGGUCUCCCCAGCCCAACCCCAUCUUGCUGACAGUCCCCAAGAUGCCGAAGUAGGGGGACAGGCUGGGUGGGGAUGGAGGACCCCACCUCCCAGGCCUGCAGGGUGCCCCCCGCCCCGCUUGAAGGAGUCAGCACCCCGCUCCAGCAGUGAGCGAGUGCCUACUGUACACAGAGCUUCAGCUAGGCAGAGGGGGGCUGAUGGUCUAACGGGGGCCCCCUUGCGAGAGGGCGAGGUAGAAGGAAUGACGAGUUCGGAGGUCUGCCCCUGCUGUUGGGCCGAGUGGAGAUGGAGACUUCUUUUUGUUGAUUUUAAUUUAAAAACACAAAGGCCUAAAGAAACGUAUCUUAUAAUUUUUUUAAUUUUUGAAAAGCUCAUUUAAUGAAUUGUGCACGAAUGAAUUCUAUAUAUAUAAAAUAUACAUAUAUAGCUCUAUAUUUGGGGAGGGGCGCUGUCUCUUUUUUCUCUUUCUCAUUUUAAAAAUGAAGUGGUGUUGCCUUCGUCUGUGGUUCAACCGUCCAGCUCCUAGCUGGCUAAACUUUGCCUCCAGUGGUUCAAGAUAGGAAGCUGGUGGACUCGACAGAAGACCGGAGUUGGAGGUGCUGCCCCAGCGUGGGGUGGGUCCCCCAGGCCGCCUGCCCCUCUCCCAGAGGUUGCGGGUGGAGAAGACGGCUUGUUUAGGGCGUGGGUUUUGGUUCUGUGGUUCUGGAUUCGGUUGUUUGUGGGCUGGGGGAGGGGGGGGUUGUGCCGAUUACUCUCGUCUUGUACGUUUUGUUCUGCUGCUCUUCAAUAUUGUAUCAAUGCCAGGAAGGGGGACUGAAAAGCCUUUUGCCCCCCAAAUAAAUUGUCACAUUCCGAAGCUGA